CCUUUCGGGUGCCUUUCGGGUGCUCUGAGUCUCCGUGCUGAGGUUGCUCCUAAACUCUCGCUGGAAAGGGUGUGCGAGUGACCCGAAUUCGGGAUCGGGGUCAUCUUAAUGCGGCCCAUACUUAGCAUAUUCUGGGGGGCCCUGUAGUGCCAAUUGGAAGUACGGCUGCUUUUUCCGCGGCGAGCCGGUGUCCAUUGAGAGUCCGUAAGCGUCGCUAAGAUGGAGCUGGAUUCCUUUAUUCCAGAACUGGGGUACAGGCCAGAAGUGGAGGGUGCGAGGAUUCACCAGAGACAGAGUGGGGAGCAGAACAGGCGGAUCUACUGAAACACACUUCUGAGGGGAGCAGCAGGAGACAGGAGAGGUCUGUCUCCAUGAAUAACUUAAAUGACCCCCCCAAUUGGAAUAUUCAACCUAAUUCUAGGGCAGACGGGGGAGAUGGAAGCCGAUGGAAUUACGCUCUGUUGGUUCCGAUGCUGGGACUGGCUGCUUUCCGCUGGAUCUGGUCUCGGGAGUCCCAGAAAGAAGUAGAGAGAGAGCGGGACGCCUGCCGCCAGAGCACCGUGGCUUUCCAGCGAGACCUGGAGGCCAAGUACGGGGCCGCACUCUCUGAGAGCCGACGCGCCCUGGCCCAGCUGUCUCUGGAGCUGGAAAAGGAACAGAACAGAACGGCUAGUUACCGGGAAGCCCUCAUUUCUCAGGGGCGCAAGCUGGUAGAGGAGAAGAAGCUUCUGGAACAGGAAAGGGCCCGGGUCCUGCGGGAGAAGAGGCAGCCCCUGCGGAGUGCGUACUUGCGCUGCCUGGGCCGGGAGGAGGACUGGCAGCGCAGGGCCCGGCGUCUGCUGGGGGAGUUCGAGGAGGCCCUCGCGGAGAGACAGAGCAUCUUCUGCAGCCGGCUGCUGCCCCGCAGCAAGCGGCUGGAGAUCGAGAAGGACCUCUUGGUCCGGGCGUCCACUGACCCGGUGGCUGCUGAGCUGGAGAUGGCCGCUGGCUUGACCGACAUAUUUAAGCAUGACACGCACUGUGGUGACGUCUGGAACACCGACAGGCGCCAGAACGGGAGGCUGUUGUGGGUCUAUCUCAAGUACUGGGAGCUGAUGGUCGAACUGAAGAAGUUCAAGAGCGUGGAGAGAGCCCUGCUGGGCGAGCAGGGCGGGGCGGAGUGACCCUCACAGCCCGCUCCAGCGGGCGCCCGUCCUCUGCCUGUGCCCGGGGCGGGGACCCCUCUCCCUGAUGCCCUUCUGCUGGGAUGGUGCCGCCCCCAGCAGGACGGUGACCUCCCGUUGCAGCCCCGAGGGGCGUCCAGGGUCAGACACAGACCUGCCCCAGAUGUAAACAAUGUUCUCAGUGAAUUGUCGCCUUUGGUUACUUGUCUCCUAAAAUUAAAUUUAGAAGUUGAAGGUCACAGACAGAAUUGCUGAAGGCACGAGAAGUUGCUGAAGGCACGAGAAGGCGCUGCAGGCCGCAGGCCUCUGCGUUGUCUGCACGAUCCCCCCAUCACAGAUGUGUGGGGUCCAGCCGGCACCCUGGCGCAGGGGGCUAUGUCUCUUCCUGGGCAGACCUUUAUUAGCAAUGACGUGUAAUUAAAAAAAUGCCUGCUGGUUUUCACCUUUUGUGUGUGUGACUCCUUAUUCUUUAUGAAAUGGUUUCACUAGAUUGUCUCAGUUUUUACCAUAAAGUAAGAGGCAGAUGGGCACCUGUGGCUGCAUGCCCCCAGGUCUGAGCAGCCCCCUAGG
Talpa occidentalis (Iberian mole) is the source of this 1733-nucleotide messenger RNA. It is a transcript of the gene CCDC127, whose product is annotated as coiled-coil domain containing 127. NCBI's taxonomy places the organism in Eukaryota, Metazoa, Chordata, Mammalia, Eulipotyphla, Talpidae. The record is from RefSeq and is a predicted model, not a curated record. The coding region runs from base 372 to 1163 and encodes 263 amino acids. The transcript has 4 exons.